This is a messenger RNA of Setaria italica (foxtail millet), 480 nucleotides long. RefSeq lists its product as uncharacterized. The transcript has a single exon. Lineage: Eukaryota; Viridiplantae; Streptophyta; Magnoliopsida; Poales; Poaceae. The record is from RefSeq and is a predicted model, not a curated record. Bases 1 to 480 code for a protein of 159 amino acids.
AUGGACUUCGACCUCAAACGGCUCCAGCCCUGUGAAGAACCUUUCUACGGCAUUGUCCCCGGCAAAGGGUCCUACCGUAUUGGCCGAGUUGUUUUGCUAGUCACCUUUGGCACACAGGCCAACUACCGCAUGGAGUACCUCACAUUUGAGGUGGCGAACUUCAAGACUUCCUACCAUGCUAUCCUUGGCAGGCCCAUGUUGGCGAGGUUCAUGGUGAUCCCACACCACACCUACCUUGUCCUCAAGAUGUUGGCUCCAAACGGAGUCCUCUCCAUCUACGGUGACGUCGAUACAUUAUACAAGUGCGACACCGAGGCAGUCCAGCUUGCAGAAACCCUGGAAUACUCAGCAAAGGCCACCGCCAUGGUAGCCGAGGUCCAGAAGGUGGACAAGGAAUGUCUCACGAUCACAGAGAUGGAGCCGACGCCCACAGCACUGCAACCCGACCACAGGGUCAAGAAGAUCUACCUCGGCCUAUAA